AUGGAUCAAGAUAAUCAGAAUAAGGAUGUGGAAAUGCUCGAUGAAGAAUUCAAUGAUACCGAUGAUGGGAUAAUAGAGACCUCACAAUCAAAUGAUAACCUACAAGACAAACCUAACAGUACAACAAAAUCUACAACAACAACAACUGAAAAACAAUCAAAAGCAGAGAAAUCAAAACAGAGGCAACAAUCACUAUCUGCAGCUGCAGCUGCAAGUGCUGCCGCUGCACCAUCAUUAAUACCUGACCUACCUGAACUCACACGUAAAGAUAAAACUUUAAAAGAAGUAUUAGAUAUGAUGGAUGAUGAAUUUGCACCAAUAAUACCAGAUGCAGUAACAGAUUAUUAUUUAGCCAAAAAUGGAUUUGAAUCAUCAGAUAUUAAAAUUAAAAGACUUAUAGCAUUAGCAACUCAAAAAUUUAUAAGUGAUAUAGCUCAAGAUGCUUAUGAAUAUAGUAGAAUUCGUAAUGCAAGUGCUGUUUAUAAUUCUUCAAAUCCUCAAGUUAGAGCAAAACAAUUAUUACAAGGUCAACAAUAUGCAAAUCAACAAUCAUUAGCUGGGAAUAGUAAUAACAAUAAUUCUGAAAAUAAUGAUCAACAAAAUACUCAACAAUCUCAUUCUACAGCUGGUAAUCAACAAGGUAAAGUAGUUUUAACAAUGGAAGAUCUUAGUAAUGCAUUAAGUGAAUAUGGUAUGAAUGCAUCAAGACCAGAGUUUUAUAGGUAA
Molecule: messenger RNA, 726 nt
Organism: Lodderomyces pseudojiufengensis
Lineage: Eukaryota; Fungi; Ascomycota; Pichiomycetes; Serinales; Debaryomycetaceae
Exons: 1
Coding region: 1-726 (241 amino acids)
Biological process (GO): transcription initiation at RNA polymerase II promoter
Cellular component (GO): transcription factor TFIID complex; nucleus; SAGA complex
Molecular function (GO): promoter-specific chromatin binding; RNA polymerase II general transcription initiation factor activity
Source: RefSeq, a predicted model, not a curated record